AUGGCAUCGUGUUCCAUUAAGACUGUUGAGACUGUAGCUACCGCCCGGGCCUUCCUUGAGAGCCAUUACAAUUCCAUAUUCAAUCAGCUCCCAGUCAUCAUCCAGAGACGGGGUGCGAGAGGCGUGACGCCGAAUGGAUUCGAAUUUGUGAGGGUACUAGGAAAGGGGAGUUUUGGUGUCGUCCGUCUCGUCAAGACCAAGACUCCGCAGACUCCACUUGAAGGGAGCUUGCCAGUCCUGUCCAACUCUCCACCUCAGGCAUACGCAAUGAAAGUCAUUCACAAGUCUACCAUGAUCCGCAGCAGCCAGCAAUGUCACCUGCUCGCUGAGCGGGAUCUACUAGUUGCAGCAGAAGGCUCUGAAUGGAUUAUACCUCUGAUAGCAGCAUUUCAAGACCCUCAACAUCUGUACCUUGUCAUGGACUUCUGCAUCGGUGGCGAUUUCCUUGGCCUGCUCAUCCGCAAGAAUACGCUGCCGGAACACGAAACCAAAUUUUACAUGGCAGAAAUGAUUCUCUGCCUAGAGGAGGUCCACAGAAUGGGUUGGAUUCAUCGAGAUGUGAAGCCAGAUAACUUUCUCAUUUCCGCCAGUGGCCAUCUCAAGAUCUCCGAUUUCGGUCUAGCUUUUGACGGCGAAUGGUCGCAUGAUCAGAAACAGUAUCAUGAAACUCGCCAAAUGUUGAUGGACCAACUAGGACUUUCUCUUGAUGGGGAUGAUCAAGAUCAACAGGAAAAAAGCGUAGCAGAAUCGAGAUCUUGCGCAGAGCGUGGCUACGGUUUCUCUGAUCGAAACAUCAACCACACCCGUCCACCUGCUAUAGGAGUACCUCGGAAAGGGGAACCCAUCAUUGACUGGCGAAAUCGAUGCCAGCGUCGACGUCUUGCUCGCUCAGUGGUAGGUACGUCGCAGUACAUGGCGCCCGAAGUCGUGCGUGGCGAGAUGUAUGAUGGACGUUGCGACUAG
Exophiala bonariae is the source of this 963-nucleotide messenger RNA. RefSeq lists its product as uncharacterized. Gene Ontology annotation, molecular function: protein serine/threonine kinase activity; ATP binding. NCBI's taxonomy places the organism in Eukaryota, Fungi, Ascomycota, Eurotiomycetes, Chaetothyriales, Herpotrichiellaceae. The record is from RefSeq and is a predicted model, not a curated record. Bases 1 to 963 code for a protein of 320 amino acids. The transcript has a single exon. Gene Ontology annotation, biological process: intracellular signal transduction; peptidyl-serine phosphorylation.